UUCUCCUUCUCCUUCUCCUUCUACUCUCUCUCUCUCUCUCUCUCUCUCUCUCUCUCUCUCUCUCUAACUUGGUUCUUUUUUCUGAGUGUCUUAGACACGAGAAGGAGAAAGAAAUGGCAUCCAGCUCAAUGCGAAGUUCGACUUCUUCAUGGACUCCCAAACAGAACAAACAGUUUGAGAGGGCAUUGGCCUUGUAUGAUAAGGACACCCCCGACCGCUGGCAGAAUGUAGCAAAGGCGGUGGGCGGGAAAUCCGCAGAUGAGGUGAAGAGGCAUUACGACAUCCUCAUAGAGGAUCUCAAGUAUAUCGAGUCGGGCCAAGUGCCCUUCCCUAAUUACAGGUCCUCUGCUGGUAGCAAAGGAAGCUCUUCCUUUGAUGAAGAGGAAAGGCUUCUCAAAUACUUAAAGCUCCAAUGACCGAUGCUUCCUAUAAGAAGAAAAGAGAAGCAGCAGAGGUAUAAAAUAGCAGAGUAUCUAUUAAUGGGCCAUGAUCCAACUCCCUAUUUCUCCUCCUAUUUAUGUAUGAAAGAUGAACCGUUAAACACUCCAAGUUCUCCUUCUUCCUCAUGAAUGAAAUUUGUAAUUUCAAAGAUGCAUUAUGUGAAGAAAUUUUCAUAUAA
This is a messenger RNA of Magnolia sinica, 619 nucleotides long. RefSeq names its product protein RADIALIS-like 4. The transcript is spliced from 2 exons. Gene Ontology annotation, molecular function: DNA-binding transcription factor activity. The coding region runs from base 114 to 416 and encodes 100 amino acids. NCBI's taxonomy places the organism in Eukaryota, Viridiplantae, Streptophyta, Magnoliopsida, Magnoliales, Magnoliaceae. The record is from RefSeq and is a predicted model, not a curated record.